AUGCCUGCUAUUGUGUCGUUUCCCGCUCGCCCCAGGAUCCUGUGCGGCUGGGGGAAGCGUGAAUUGGCAGCAGGUUCUGGAGGCAGCAGCCCCGCCGCGCACAACGGCCGCGACAGCUGCCCCGCGCCCACCAACCUGACCGCCUCCUGCUCCCACUUUUGCUGCGCUUCACAGGGCGAACUGCGUCUGGGCGUACUCAUCGAGCACUCGAGCUAUCCCAACUGGUUCAAGUGGCGCCACUGGACCUGCAUCACUGCCAGGGUGGUGCAGAACAUCGUGUGCGCCGACAACCUGGAAGGCCUGGACCUGCUGAGCGACGAGCACCAGGAGGUGGUGCGUGGCACGUUUGAGGACCCGCCGGCGCCCAAGCCGCGCAAGCAGGCGGUGAAGCAGCGGGAGGUGGACUCUGAUGGGGAGGAGAUCGAGAACCAGCCGCCGCCAAAGCCGCGCAAGCAGCGCGCCAAGCGCAAGCCGCAGCAGCAGGCGCCUGCACCGGCUGCCACUGCGCCGGCGGCGCCUGCCGCGCCGGCGGCCGGCCGGCCCGCGUCGCUGGCAGCGCUGGGCGUGCCCGCCGGCGCGAUGAUGCCGCCAGGGGUGCUGGGGCCUGACGGCCAGCUGCGGUCGCACCUGCUGCCCUUCCUGCCCAUGCUGACGGGGGUGGACCCUGCCAGCCUGCCUCUGGUGCUGGGGCACCUGGCCCUGAACAUCAGCCAGAACAUGCAAGCCUUCUCGAGCCUGUUUGCGGCACCGGCGCCGGCGCCAGCGGCGGUGCCGGCAGCCGGGCCGGGGCAGGUGAAGGGCGAGGAUGGGGAGGAUGGGGAGGAUGAGGCAGCGGGCGAGGUGGAGCGCGCGCCGGUCCGCAGGCACCCGCCGCGCAAGGCGACAGCCAAGAAGAAGAAGAAGCAGGACUCGGACGACGAGUGGCGCCAUGCGCGGUUGCACUGCGCAGGGGGCAGGUUGGGACAGUGCGGCGCGGAGAGCGGCAGCUCCCGCCACCGCCGCCAGCAGGCUCCGCAAGGCAGCCAGCGCUCCACUGCCCAGGCGCCUGCCGGCCCCUACGCCAUGACCAUGCCGCCGCGGCCCUGCCCCGCGUGCGGUGCAGGCUACAACGCCGACCAGCUGGCGGCGGGGCUGCAGGUGGGGCUGGGCGUGUGCGUCAUGCUGGCCGCGCUGUCGCCGCCGGCGGUGUGGAGCGCGCUCUCCCUGCAGCCCGCCGCCAUCACGCCCGUCUAUGCCGUCGUCACCUUCUGCGUGGUGCUGCAGCCCAACCUGGGCACCGCCUCCCAGUUUGUGCUGAUGCGGGCGGCGGGCGCGGUGGUGGGCGGGCUGUGCGGCCUGCUGUGCAUGUACCUCACCUACGCCGCCAACGGGGGCAGCUACCAGCAGUCUGCCACCAAGGCGGGGGCCAUGGUGGCGCUCCUCUCCCUCUUCUCCUUCGUGUUCUCCCUGUACCGCUUCCGGUACCCGCGGUACUGGUUCGCCUUCACGGUGGCCACCUUCAGCAUGCCCAUGGUGGCUCUCAACCCCUACCACCAGACAUACGUGGAGCACCAGGCCCUCUUCUACUGGUGGCUGCAGAUUGCGCUGGGCAUCGGCGCUGCCGCCGCCGCCUCCAGCCUCGUCUUCCCCGUCACCGCAGGCAGGCUGAGGGUGCCGAGAGAGAGAGAGAGGCGCAAGGUGCGGCUGAAGACGGCCGAGGCGCUGCGCGGGCUGGCGGGCCUGACCUCCGCCACGGUGCGCCACAUGGCGUGCAUGCCGCUGGGCGCCGACGGCCUGGCGGCGGGCCUCACCGGCACGCUCGACGGCCACAACGCCAUUGACACGGGCCUCAGCGACUCCUUCCGCCCGCUGCACGACGAUGCCACCGCGGUGGGGGCCUCCAUCGCGCAGGCCCGCGCGCUGCUGGGGGUGGUGGGCACAGAGUGGAACGUUUACUCAGCUGCCCACACCUUCCCGCGGGAAGCUUACGAGAUCCUGCUGCACAUCAACCGAGCCUACCUGUCAUCCAUCAUGGCCCUGCUCUACCCGCUGCAGAGCGGGCGCCUGGCGCUCAGGGCUGUGCACACGAUGGGGCGUCAGUUCCGGGAGGCCGCCGACCUGCUGGCUGCAUGCAUGCUGGCCGCAGCGGACUGCAUCGACAGUGGGGGCAGCUAUGAAGAGGCGCUGGGUGAGGCCCUGGGGGCGGCGGGGGCGGCGGUGCGCCGAGUGUUCUUCACGCUGCCAGAGGCGCUGCACCGCUCCCAGCCCCAGGCGCGGCAGGCCUGCUACCGUCACUUCAAGGGCAGCAAGGUGUGGGAUCUGUCGCAGCCGCAGGAGCAGCUCAGGUGGGCUGGCAGCGAGCGGUGGGGAGCGGGUGCGCUGCUGCCGCCGGCGCCGCCCGCAGCCCCGCAGCAGCCGCCCUCGCCCCGCGCCCAGCAGCCGCUGCUGCCUGGGGCACAGCAGCCGCCGUCGCCCGAGGCUGAGCAGCAGCAGCAGCAGCAGCAGGAGCGGCAGCGGCGGCAGCAGAAGCCAGGUGGGCGGCUGCGCACGCUGCCCAUCUGGCGCCAGCUGUCACCGGGGCGGCUGUUCGGCCGGGGCCAGCCACCCUCGCCGCCAUACUCCGACAAGCAGCCAGCGACGCCGGCGGGGCGCCUGCCCGAGCUGCCCAGCUGGCACCACCUGCCCAGCAGGGGCGUGGGCGACGGCGGCGGCGAUGCUGGCACUGUCAGCGGCAGCAGCAGCAGCGGCGGCGGCGGCGCGGCGCCAGCCGAGGAGCUUCUGGCAGAGUCGCUGUGGCAGGCUCCCGACGCCGCCACUGUGGCCCAGCGCUUCCCGCCCACCCUCUACCUGCCGCCGCAGGCGCGCGCGGGGCGGGUGGCGGCGGUACUGCAGGCGGUGCAGCAGCGCACCGGCUUCUCGGGCGAGCACCUGGCGCUGGCGCUGCAGCUGGCGGCUGCCAUGGCGGCUGCCUGCACGCUGCACGUGGUGGAGGCGAGCUACCGGGCUCUGGAGGAGAAGACGAUCUGGGCGGUGGUGACAGUGUGUGUGGUGCUGGAGUCGGCCAUGGGCGGCCUGGUGCUGAAGAGCGGGCUGCGCAUCGUGGGCACGGGGGCGGCGGGGCUGCUGGGCGCGGGCGUGCUGGGCUUGGCGGUACUGUGCAACGGCGGGCACUACGGGAACCAGCCCCCCAAGUUCAUCGCCAUGACCUCCUUCCUGUCCAUGGUACUGGCGGUACUGAUGGCCAACCACGUGCGCUUUGCGGUACCGUACGGCUACGCCUGGUCCUGCGCCAAGUUCACCACGCCCAUCAUCGCGCUGUCAGGCUACGUGGCUGAGAGCGUGCAGUGGGUGACCGCCUGCUGGCGGCUGGCCAACAUCUCGAUCGGCAUCGGCCUGGACCUGGCUGCCUCCACCCUCAUACUGCCUGUCACGUCCCGCCGCGCCACACAGCACCGCGUGCAGGAGGUGGUGGAUGGGCUGGCUGAGCUGGCAGAGGCGGUACUGCUGCAAUUUGUGGAAGAAGACGGGCAGCAGCUGGGGCCGCCGCCAGACGCGGCAGACGCGGCGGCAGCAGGCUCCGGCCCCGGCACCGGGCGAGCGGGCAGCCAGACGGGCGGCGGCGCCGCGGCGGCGACGCCCGGCCGGCGGCGGCGCAGCACGCUGCCUGCGCGCACGCCGCUGAGCAGCUCCGAGGCCGCGGAGCUGGCGGUUGCCGCGCUGGCGGGUGCCGUGCAGGCGCGGGAGGAAGCCGCCGCCGCCAGCCUGCAGCGCCGCCACUCAGCCUCCAGCCCUAGCCACGGCGGCAGCCUGAGCCUCAGCGGGGAGCAAGACAGCCAGCAGGCGGCGUGGACGCCCACGGCGUCGGCGGCGUCGCCGGCUGCGGCAGAGACGCCGGUGUCGGCGCGGCAGCGCCUCAGCCGCCUCUUCCGCCGCUCGGCGGCGGCUCCCCCGGCGGGCGGCGACAAUGCCGGCGGCGACGGCGGCGGCAAGGAGGAACUGGCGGUGGCCGGAGGCCGCUGGCAGCCGCCGCGCGGCAAGGGCGGUCGCGGUACCGGCGGCGGUACCGCCGACCUGGAGCUCAUCCUGGUGCCGCGGGACGAGUGGGACGGCGGCGAGGAGACGGCUGGCGGGCGCUGGGGCGACGGCGCCGCGGCCGCCAGCCCCAGCCCCAGCCCAGCCAGCACCCCGCUAUCGCCGGGCCUGGCAGCGGCGCCGCUGCCUGGCGCCUCUCCCGCGGUCCCGGCCAGUACCUCGCCCCGCCCGCAGUCCCCCCUGGCGGGCACGCUGGGCACGCCUCCCGGCCUGCUGCCCGCAGGGCUGGACGCCUCGCCGCCGCUGCCGCCGCCGCUGUCCCUGGGCCGCGCGGCGGCGGGCCCGCUGCAGCGCGCGCCGCCGCCCUCUCCGCCCCUCGCCUCUGCCUCCCCCUUCACCCAGCCCGCGGCGCAGCAGCCGGCGGCGGCGGCGCAGCAGCAGCUGUCCCCUCGCUCCGCGUCCUCCCCUCGCACCGCCGCGCGGCGGCCCGCCUCCCUGCCUCCCGACCUACCGACUGUCGUCAGCCAGCAGGCAUUCAUCACUGAAGAGCUCCCCUCCCUGCCGCCCCUCCACAUCCCGCUGCACCGCCAGCUGACGAUCGCCGAGGAGGCCGCAGCGGGCGCGGCGGCGGGCGCGGCGGCAGGCGCGCAGCCCGGCAGCGCCGGCGGCGGCGGCAGCGCCGGCCGCGGCGCCGCCUCCGACCUCCCUCUCUACCCUCGGGACUCGCCCUUUGGCGCUGCCGCCGCGCAGUGGCAGCAGCAGCGGCAGGGGGCGGCCAGGGCUGGCAGCGGCGGUGGCGGCGGCGAUGGCGGUGUGGGAGCGGCGGCGGUCUCAGCCCUGCGCCGCCCCUCCACCUCCAGCACGGUGCGGGGCGUGGCUGAGCAGAUGGGCGAGGCGCUGCGGGCGCUGGGGCUGGUGCUAGGCGGGGAGCUGGCUGUGGGGCGGGCGCUAGAGAUGGUGUUCAACCUGCAGCUCCAGGUCCAGCUGCUGCUGCUGGAGGUGGAGCAGGAGGAGGCGGCCGCGCAGGCCAGCCAGACGGACGCGGUGCUGGGCGUGGCGGCGCUGGGCAUCAUGUUUUCGGCCACCCAGACGGUACAGCUGCUGUACCGCUGCGUGCUGCGCCUGCUGGGCACCCCCCAGCAGGCCGCCGCCGCCGAGGACGCCUUUGCCCAGUCCGCGGCGUGGGGCGCCUCUGUGGAGGCCAUCCUGGUGGCGCGCGGCGUGGUGCUGACCAGCCUGGCUACCGACGGCGAGGAAGCGGGCGGCGGCGGCAGCGCCCAGGCGGAGGCGGACGCCGAGGCGGCGGCGCUGCAGGAGCUGAAAAUGGGCCGCGGCGACUGA
Chlorella variabilis is the source of this 5352-nucleotide messenger RNA. RefSeq lists its product as hypothetical. Bases 1 to 5352 code for a protein of 1783 amino acids. Gene Ontology annotation, molecular function: zinc ion binding; DNA binding. The record is from RefSeq and is a predicted model, not a curated record. Gene Ontology annotation, biological process: malate transport. The transcript is spliced from 21 exons. Lineage: Eukaryota; Viridiplantae; Chlorophyta; Trebouxiophyceae; Chlorellales; Chlorellaceae.